AUAACCGAUUCACCCUCCAGCAUUCACAAUUCCGAGACGAUCGAGUCGAGCAAGAGCAACUGAACAGAACCCAAACGUCGUCGUAUCCUGGAGCUGGAUAAAGCUUAGCAGCAAAAUCGCAAGGGCAGCGACAAAAUUCGAACAGUCGAUAGAAAGAAGAAGGAAGGAAGGAAGAAGAAGAUGAUGACGCCAGUGUGCCCAUUCGCGAAAGCCGGUCGGCCAUCAGAGCCAAGCAAGAAAGAGACCUCAGCUGACACCGCUACAAUUCCCCCAAAAUGCCCCUUGGGUUACGAUUCUCAGACCUUCAAGCUUGGCCCUCUCAGCUGUAUGAUUUGCCACGCCCUUAUGUUCGACUCUGCCAAAUGCGUCCCUUGUUCUCACUCCUUCUGCCAAGCUUGUAUAUCAAGGUUCAAGGAUUGUCCUUUGUGUGGAGCUGACAUUGAGAAGAUUGAAGCCGACUCGAAUCUUCAGGGUUUGGUGGAUCGCUUCAUUGAAGGCCAUGCCCGAAUCAAGAGGUCUCAUAAUGCAGAGGAUAAUCAGGAUUCAACAAAUGACAGUAACAAGAAUGAGGAUAAGAAUAACAAGAGAGUUAUAUACGAAGACGUGUCUUUGGAGAGAGGGGCUUUCUUGGUGCAACAGGCCAUGAGGGCAUUCCGAGCCCAGAAUAUAGAAAGUGCCAAAUCUAGACUUAGUCUUUGUGCAGAAGACAUCAGAGGUCAGUUAGAAACGAUGGGUAACACAUCAGAGUUGUGUUCUCAGCUUGGAGCGGUUCUCGGGAUGCUUGGCGACUGCUGUCGGGCUACAGGAGAUGCUGGUUCUGCAGUCAGUUACUUUGAAGAGAGUGUUGAGUUUCUUUCAAAACUGCCAAGAAAUGAUCGGGAGAUAAUGCAUACACUCUCUAUUUCACUUAAUAAAAUUGGAGAUCUCAAAUAUUAUGACGGAGACCUCAAAUCUGCACGAUCUUACUACUUCCAGUCGUUGAAUGUUCGACGUGAUGCUGUCAAGCAUGAUCCAAAUGUUCCAUCCCAGAUUCUGGAUCUAGCCGUUUCAUUUGCAAAAGUUGCAGACGUUGACAGGAAUCUAGGGGACGAGGAUGUGGCAGUUGAUGAAUUUGAAGAAGGCAUAAAAUUGUUGGAAUCUUUGACAUUAAAAUCCGAAGAGAGUGCCCUUGAGCAACGGCGGCUUUCAGUGAUGGAGUUCCUUAAAAGUCAAAUUGCGGAGAAGCAAACAUCUGACGUCGGUUCUGCCCCUGAAGAAAGAACCGCAGAGAUCUAGUAAAAUAAGUUAGCUUUGCUUCAAUAUCCUAAUGAGCUUCGGUUAGGUAAGCAAUAAAGUUCCGUUAGCACAGUCAAUCUGAGGGAGAUUGAUUGCUGCGGUGGCAUUCAAGAACGAAAUGUUUGGCGCUAUUGUUCCGCUCAGUUGUAUUGUAUAUAAAAGAGUCAUCCACCAUAUGAUGAGCCAGAGCAUUGUCUUUCCGAUACUUCUCAUUCCGCCCUUCACUUUAUCUGCAUUAUUGUUGCUUUGUCUUCCUAAAACCCACUUUGGCAAUACAUUGUGUUCAUGUUUAGACUUCACCUCUGUACUUACCUAAUACGAUUUCCGAAGAUUUUCUGAUGGCUUCAGUACUGUAUUGUUGUAACUCUGUAUAAAUUCAAUACGUUCUACAAAUAAAGAGAAUCUCCAUGUAUUGUGUAUGAUGUUUAAUAGCGAGGCAGGAUUCG
This is a messenger RNA of Malus domestica (apple), 1721 nucleotides long. RefSeq names its product protein NCA1. Gene Ontology annotation, molecular function: ubiquitin protein ligase activity; protein binding. Gene Ontology annotation, biological process: protein ubiquitination. Lineage: Eukaryota; Viridiplantae; Streptophyta; Magnoliopsida; Rosales; Rosaceae. The record is from RefSeq and is a predicted model, not a curated record.